Messenger RNA from Amphimedon queenslandica, 633 nucleotides. Its product is annotated as glutamine--fructose-6-phosphate aminotransferase [isomerizing] 1-like. Bases 100 to 504 code for a protein of 134 amino acids. Gene Ontology annotation, molecular function: L-glutamine:D-fructose-6-phosphate transaminase (isomerizing) activity. The transcript has 4 exons. The record is from RefSeq and is a predicted model, not a curated record. Gene Ontology annotation, biological process: fructose 6-phosphate metabolic process; UDP-N-acetylglucosamine metabolic process; protein N-linked glycosylation. NCBI's taxonomy places the organism in Eukaryota, Metazoa, Porifera, Demospongiae, Haplosclerida, Niphatidae.
GCUUUGGCGGGAAAAUUGACCUGCGUUGGGUGUGGUUUUGGUUUAUAUUAAUUACCCUCGACUAAGUCAACUUUAAGAAGCUCAGCACUGUUGAAAGUGAUGUGUGGUAUAUUUGGUUAUCUGAAUCACCUGGUCCCGCGUACCAGACACAGGAUACUACAGAUACUAUUGCAAGGACUCCAAAGACUCGAGUACCGAGGUUAUGACUCCGCUGGUGUGGCUUUUGAUGAUUUGAAAGAAGGAGAAGAGCUCACACAAGUCAUAAGGAAGAAGGGUAAGGUCAGUUCUUUGAAUGACGAGGUCUUUGGACGUGAGGACAUUGACUGGGACUCAGUCCUUGAUACUCACGUUGGAAUAGCUCACACGAGGUGGGCAACACACGGAGUACCUAAUGAAGUGAAUUCACACCCACAACGCUCAGACUCAAAAAAUGAGUUUGUGGUUGUUCACAAUGGUAUCAUUACCAACUAUAAGGACAUUAAGAAGUUCUUGGUAAGUUUCUAAAUGAAUAAAAGAGACUGUCGUGGGUCAAUGUUGACAUUUUGGCCUAAUUUUGAAGAAUUCAAGAGACACUUGUAAUGAAAGAACUAAUUAGUGUCCAUUGCCAAACCCACAAACCUUCUCUAACCUUCU